AUGGACGAAACGGGACGUCCAUGUGUUGUGCCUAAAGAUGACGUCACAGCCACCCUGACGGACCCCUCGGGACAGGCGGUACCAACACAGCUGCAGGAGAAGGGCAGGGGAUUGUGGGAAAUCUCCUAUUCACCUGAGGUCACGGGAAACCAUAGGUUAGAGGUCAAAGUGAACCUCAUGUCUGUGGCGGGAAGUCCGUUUGACGUCACAGUGCAAAGUAGGGACACGCCAGUCUUAACCAUUGGGGAAGAAGGAAAUGGGGAGGGAGAACUCUUGUACCCAAAUGAUAUAGCAGUGGACAUGGACGGUAACAUUGCAGUGGUGGAGCGGGGGAACGAACGGGUUCAGAUAUUCGAUGCCAAGACUGUUCUGCAGGACGGCCGCAUGGUGGUGGCGGACAGCGAACAGCAGUGCUGUCUCCUCCUGCAGCCUGACGGGAGCCUCAUCCGGGACAUCGGCAAGGGACAUUUACAGAACCCACAGUACAUAGCGGUGGACGAGUCACGUGGUCUGUUAUUUGUCACAGAUUACUCGACUCAUAAAGUGUUUGUGUUUGACCUUGAGGGGAAGCUGAAGUUCAGCUUUGGUAAAGUGGGGGAGAAUGAGGGAGAGCUCGAAGGCCCAACAGGGAUCACAGUAGACCCGGCAGGUAACAUCGUUGUAGUGAACUGUGAUAACGGCCGUCUGCAGGUGUUCGGGCCAGACGGGACGUACCUGAGAACUGUGGCCACAGUGAAGGGAGGAGACCCCCUGGGAAUCGCGCUGACACCGGAUAACCACAUACUAGUAGCUGUAGCGUGUUUUUUGGGACAUUGUGUUGAGCUGUACAGGUACAAGUAG
Branchiostoma floridae (Florida lancelet) is the source of this 840-nucleotide messenger RNA. RefSeq names its product tripartite motif-containing protein 2-like. Gene Ontology annotation, molecular function: translation repressor activity; ubiquitin protein ligase activity; protein binding. The coding region runs from base 1 to 840 and encodes 279 amino acids. NCBI's taxonomy places the organism in Eukaryota, Metazoa, Chordata, Leptocardii, Amphioxiformes, Branchiostomatidae. The transcript has 2 exons. The record is from RefSeq and is a predicted model, not a curated record. Gene Ontology annotation, biological process: proteasome-mediated ubiquitin-dependent protein catabolic process; protein polyubiquitination; negative regulation of translation.